GAUCGUUUUACAAAAUUGUGUAUAUAAAGAGGCUUGUGAUCAUCAAAUUCCUGUAUGUGAAAUAUUAUUGUGACGAGAGAAAAUGAGGCUGUUUUUAUUUUUAUCAGUUUUGUCGAUUUCAAUACUUUUUGAGGUGGUCAAUGGUGCAGAUGAGUUGACAUUUUCUUCGUUGGUGGACAAAGUUUGUGCCAAAGCCGAUGAAAAAGCGAUCAAUUUAAAACCGAAGCUGAGUUUUGUGCGAAGCAUUUCUAUCAACACCGAUAAAAUACGAACUAGGCUCACGGCACUUGUCACCAAAUUUGUGGACGAGAAAAGAAUCAAUGAAAUAUUAGAUAAAGUACCAGCGAAUACAACUGCAAUGGAUGUAAAUAACGCGCAAAGAUUUUUACGCACGGAAUUUAACAGAUUUAAAAAGAAGCAAAGUGAAAAAGUUGAUAUUAUCGAUAGAAUUUGGAGUGAAGUGACAAUCAAACCUCCAAAAAGAGAUUGGAUGUUUUCCUGUUGGUUUAGGGAAUGGCUUCAAGAUCCAACUGACGAGAUGCAUAUGAAUCGAGUCAAAAACAAUACGAAAUUUAUGUCAUCCGAAUAUGAAAACCUCUUUAAAAAAUUCAACAAUGAGCUGAUCGAAGCAGAGAAAAUAAAAUCAAACAUUGAUACAUUUAUAGGUUUGGCCAAGACAUCAUUUGAUAAACUGUUCAAAUCAGCGAAACCAGAAGAAGUUAUCAAUGAUGUAAAACCUCUUAUGAACCGAAUAUACAAUAAUGAAAGGGAAUUAAUUAAAAAGCUCGAAGCGAUCGAAUGCGCUGUGAAAGAAUAUAAUGCACGCCGAAUGAUUUGGGUAGAUUUUUUAGUAGAUUUGAGAGCAACGCUCACUUCACCACGUAGAUCGGGAUUAUUUGUUGUGACUUCAUUAUUGGGCGAUCUUUGUAAGGGAAGUAAAAACAAAAAGCUUGAAUAAAAAUUUCAAAUAGUAAAAAAAAAAUUUUC
Contarinia nasturtii (swede midge) is the source of this 987-nucleotide messenger RNA. RefSeq lists its product as uncharacterized. The record is from RefSeq and is a predicted model, not a curated record. The transcript is spliced from 2 exons. NCBI's taxonomy places the organism in Eukaryota, Metazoa, Arthropoda, Insecta, Diptera, Cecidomyiidae. Bases 83 to 958 code for a protein of 291 amino acids.